Molecule: messenger RNA, 2862 nt
Organism: Tripterygium wilfordii
Lineage: Eukaryota; Viridiplantae; Streptophyta; Magnoliopsida; Celastrales; Celastraceae
Product: AUGMIN subunit 6
Exons: 13
Coding region: 63-2303 (746 amino acids)
Biological process (GO): spindle assembly
Cellular component (GO): mitotic spindle microtubule; HAUS complex
Molecular function (GO): microtubule binding
Source: RefSeq, a predicted model, not a curated record
CAAAAUUGAAAGAACAAACAACGACAAGUAGAGGAGGAACAGAUUGCAAAUCGCGAGUUUAGAUGACGAUGGACAGAGAGAAGGAGAGAGAGAUCGAGCUCGAGAGUGCAAUGUACACAAACUGCUUGCUGUUGGGUCUAGAUCCGGCUAUCAUUGGUGUCGGAGCAUCCAACGGGACCCCUCGGGUUGGACUCUUCCGCCACUCCAACCCUAAAUUGGGCGAGCAACUUCUCUACUUCAUCCUCUCCUCCCUUCGCGGUCCUUUUCAAUCUGCCAAAGACUUCGAUAAGGUGUGGCCGAUUUUCGACUCGGCGCAAUCGCGAGAUUUUCGUAAGGUAGUGCAAGCGAUAAUUAGUGAGCUCGAGUCGCAGGGGGCGCUUCCCAGAAGCAAUUCGAGGGUUUCAUCGCUUGCUACCUGCUGUGGACCAAGAUUUGUUGAACUUUUGUGGCAGCUUUCAUUGCAUGCUUUGCGAGAGGUUCAUCGACGGACAUUUGCAUCUGAUGUAGCUUCAAACCCCCUGCCUGCUUCAUUGACAGAUGUUGCCUUCUCGCAUGCAGCCACUCUCCUUCCCAUAACAAAGGCUAGAAUAGCGCUAGAACGAAGGAGAUUCCUUAAAAUUGCAGAAAUGGCAGUACAGAGACAGACUAUGUGGUCAAAUUUGGCUCAUGAAAUGACUGCAGAGUUUCGUGGUCUUUGUGCCGAAGAGGCUUAUUUGCAGCAAGAGUUGGAAAAAUUACACGACUUGAGAAACAAAGUAAAGUUGGAAGGGGAACAGUGGGAUGAUCUUGUAUCAAGUUCGAGUCAGAAUUCCCAUUUAGUUUCUAAGGCAACUCGCUUGUGGGAGUCUAUAUUGGCUCGCAAAAGUCAACAUGAAGUUCUUGCUUCCGGGCCAAUCGAGGAUUUGAUCGCUCAUAGAGAGCAUAGAUAUCGUAUCUCUGGUUCAUCUUUGCUUGCGGCUAUGGAUCAGAGUUCUCAGGUUCCUUACAUAGAUGCCCUGUCUGCACAGCCUACUGAUCUAGAUUCAACUCUUUUGGAAGACAAAGAGCUUAGUUAUGGAUCAUAUCUGUCUGUAAAUAGGGUAAAACUGAAGAACAAUGUAGAUUCAUCUCAUUUGCAAGUAAAUGAUGAUACACUUUCGCUAGUGGAUGAUAGAGGCGGAAGAGUUAACCCCACUGUGGAUGUAGCAGAAAUUAUCAGACGUUGGACUCAUGCAUUGCAACGCGUUCAUAAACAGUCACUUUAUCUGGCUAAAGCUAACGAUGGACAGGGUCCUGAUAUAUUACGAAGUGCACAUGAUGGUGACACAAGUGGCCAUGCAGAGUCUUUAGCUGCAACUCUUGCUGAACAUCAGCAGCACCUGGCUAGUUUUCAGGUGCUUAUUAACCAAUUGAAGGAAGUUGCACCAAUGAUACAAACCUCAAUAGCUGAGUGUACGGAGAAAGUGAAUCGUAUACCCUCUAACAUACCUCCUCUCACUAAACACCAUGGUCGAGCAACCUCACCUAUAGAAGCUCACAGCAGUGGAAGGACAUUGGAGAGUAGCACAGAAGAUGUGGCUGAGGUUACUUCAAAAAUGUCAAAUGUUAUGCUUGACAAGGUUUUGGCCAGUCCCCCAGCUCUGAAGCUCCCACAGUUAUUUAGUUCGACUCCAAGUUCAUCUGGGAAGGGUGGAAACAUGCUAAAACGACAAACAUUAGCUGCACACAGCAACCAGUUAGAAAAUAUAUCAGCAAGAAACUCUUCUGACCAGCCUUUAUCAGAUAAUCGACUAGAUAAUCCACCACAAGAUGAUGACAAUUCUUAUGUUCAGAACCUAAAGAGGUCUGUAAGAGAGGCAGCAUUGUCCAUGCAAUCCUGUAAUUUGGAAUCGUCUACAGAUAUUAAUUCUGAUGAAGGUUCUGAGCACUUUUUUGCAUCUCUUUCGACAGCUGGGUUUUCUCAUCUGGUCCCUGAAAGCAAGAUAUCUUCAAGGAGUAAAAGAUUAUCGGUAUUUCAAACAGAUGCUUCAUUGCUAGAGAAUCAUUCUUCUCAUGGUCAUGUUCCGAGCAAGCAUGACGAUUUACCAGAUGGUUUGAAUGAUUUUAAUUCACUUCACGAAUAUGACCAAGUGAAUGGAUUUCUGUCAGUUGCUCGCUCCAACGGUACAGUUUCUGAUGCACAAAGGUCAUUUUUUGAGGUUGAGGAAAGCCAGGAUCAGGUCUUCUCACCUCCUUUGCUGAUGGACACAGCCCUGUUAGCAGAUUCUUACGAGGAUUUACUUGCUCCUUUGUCAGAAACUGAAACUGCUUUGAUGGAGCAUUGAAGUUCACGUCUGGGCAUGUGCUCAUCUGCCGAACACGAUGAACAUUUUGUAAUUUGUACGACAGGCUGUUUGCAUGUAUUGUUAUUCCAGUUCAUUGCCUUCCAGCCCUACUUUUUUGCACCGUUGGUAGCUUCUUGUGGAGGAAAUAUGAACAAAACAGCAGUGCUCUGUUCACACUUUGACCACUAAAGUUAGAUCAAUGAUAUCUUAUGGAAACUUGGCUGCGAGGCGGGAAUCCCCAGAAUUUCUCUUGAAUGGAGUCGUAUCAACGAAUGUUAGGAGAGAACUUCGGUACAUGAGGUUUCUAACUGAAAUUAUAGCAAAUAGUAUUCUUGCAAUUGUUCAGUGGAUGCCUGCAUUGUUAUAAUACCAUGCUUCCGGUAACCGUCACGGCUGAUUUUUUAUUUUUUUUUGGACUGAGAUAUUUGUAUGUGACAAAUAUGUAGUACUUGAGAUUUAUUUGUGUAUCUCUCAAUAGAUGGAAGGAGAAAGAAUUACAAAGGUUGUGGAAAUUUGUAUUUAUAUUUUUAUAGAAGAAAUUUUUGUUUUUUAAUUUGUU